Messenger RNA from Acaulospora colombiana, 1569 nucleotides. The record is from the annotation of a GenBank genome assembly. Lineage: Eukaryota; Fungi; Glomeromycota; Glomeromycetes; Diversisporales; Acaulosporaceae.
AUGCCUGCCAGACGUACAGUGAACUCUUCGGGUGCUAGCGCAUACAACACCCCCUCUAGCUCACAGCAAAGUAGCACAAAGAACAAAAGAAGUCCACAAAAGAACGGUAUCUCUGACAGCGAUGGUGGAGGAAGUAGUGGUAAUUCGCCAAAGUACACGGCAUAUGUGAGGGAGCGAUCUUACGACGAUUUAAAUGAUAACCCUUUCGCAAGGGAAGAAGCCUUUCUCAGAGCGAUGUCGGAAUCAGACACCUGGGCCUCAACAUUUGUACCACAAAGUAGUAUCGAUAGUAUCUAUUCGGUCGGGAAAAACGACAUCGAGCCCUCCGCAUUGAAUUUUAGCGGGGAUAACACAAUCGGCUCUCGUGAUAUCCACAAUUCGGCGCCCAUAUCUUCCGUCACCGCGACUGCGACUGCGACUACGGCCAGUCGGAGAAAUGGACUGCUAUGGUUAUUCGUGAUAUUGUUGACAACACUGUUUAUGCUGAGUUUAUUCGAGAGUCCACUGAUCGAAAAAUACAUACCGAGCUUUCCAUCUCCUAUUAAAAUUCAGCUGUGGCCGGUAAAUAAUGCAACAUAUCUAAUACAAAAUAUGGGAGAGCGCGAUGAUAACGGCGGCAUAACAAAAGAUGGUAAAGGGGACAAUGAUGAGAUACUGUUAACAAUGGAUGACCUAAAAAAAUUGAUUGCAGCGGAAGUGAGAAAUUCAUGUGUGGGGAAAGGAGUCAAUGCACCUGCAAUUGGGCCUAAUCCGGAUCACGUCCGUGACCUCAUUUCUAAAGAGGUGAGAUCAUUUUAUAGAUCCGAUGCACAAAGAAUACGCGGUAAUAAAUAUUAUAACCUGGAUGCGAUCAUGGAUCUUGUACGUAAAGAGAUAUCCAAGGAACUUCUGGUUUUUUCACAGGACACCUUGAAAUUACCAGACUUCGCAUUACAUUCCGGAGGGGCAAGGAUUAUAAGCGCAUUCACGAGCGAGACAUAUGAGGUGUGGCCGGAAAAGUGGUAUUCAAAGAUAUUUGCACAUGUAUCAGGUCAAGGAAUUCUGCGUGGAAAACCGCCGGUCACGGCUAUAUCACCCGAGACAUAUGUCGGACAGUGUUGGCCAUUCCCGGGACAAAAAGGACAAUUAGCUAUUUUGUUAAAUAGGCGUGUUUAUGUUAAUGCUGUCACCUAUGAUCACGUCAGUAAAGAUGUUGCUAUUGAAGUGAUGAGUGCUCCCAAAGAAUUUGAAGUUUGGGGUAUCGUGGAUGAUGGCAAAAGUGAAAGGGGCAAACCAACAGCGAGUAAUGAAUUAGAUGAAGUUGAAGAUGAAAUAUUCAUGGAGUCAACUGAAGAAGAGUGUGGGAUACGCGAGGAUGGACAAUACAUAUCAGAUUGUGACAACAACGCAAACACAGCGCAGAACGCCAAUUCAAAAGCUUUGAGCGAUCUCGAUCCCUCUCUUGGAUCGACACCACUGUAUUUCCAUUUGGGAACUUUCAUAUACGACAUCAACGGAUUACCAGUGCAAACAUUUAAUGUGUCACAAGAAGUCCUCAAAAACAACAAACCGUUAUUCGAGAGGAGUUGA